GCAGAGAUGAGUCGAACUCCCGACGCCCGGAUGAGGGACAAUCAGACCAAGAGGAUCCAGGAGCGCAUCAGUAACGUGGAGAAGCAUUUUGGCAAGAUGUGUCAGACGUUGGCGGCGUACGGACGUAACUCAGCUCGUGUUCGGGACAAGGCGGACCUGCUGGUGCGUGAGCUGGGCCAGUAUUCUGACACGGAGACUCCCAGCCUGAAGAACGCUUUGAAGCACUUUGCCAGCCACCUGGCCAAGAUUCAGGACUACCGCCAAGCACAGGUGGAGCGACUGGAGGUCAAGGUCAUUGAGCCGUUAAAAGGUUACAAUGCUGUGGUGCGACGCAAAAGGGAGGACGUGAAGACCACUCAGAGUGCCAGAACACGAGAGUCCAAACAAAUGGAUCAGCUGGAAAGAACUCGCCAGAAGAACCCCUCGGACCGCCAAGUCAUCUCUCAGGCGGAGAGCGACCUGCAGCGGGCCACCAUGGACGCCACACGCACCACCCGUCAACUGGAGGAGACCAUGGAGGAGUUUGAGAAGCAGAAGAUGCGAGACCUUAAGAAGAUCCUGAGUGACUUUGUGACGGUGGAGAUGUCCUUCCACGCCAAGGCCUUGGAGCUCUACACGCUGGCCUAUCACAGCAUCCACAGUGUGGAGGAGGAGGAGGACCUCAAGGUGUUCAGGAGUUCCCUGCACCCCCCCGACUACCUGACGCCAGCCAACUCCCUGGAGGGCACCGCCUCCACACCUUUCCAGCAACAGAGAGCCUCCGGACGCCAAGCGAGCAGAGAGGAAGAGGAGGAGGAUGAAGAUGAGUCUGAGGAAGAGGAGGAUGAAGACUCUGAGGAGGAAAGUUGAUGAAGAGUCUUAUUUGUUUGAUUUUUAUUUGUAUUAUUGUUGUUUCAUUUUCAUUUGUAUUGUUUUUAUUUUUAUUUUUGUUGUUUAAUUUUUAUUUGUAUUAUUGUUGUUUCAUUUUCAUUUGUAUUGUUUUAUUUUUAUUUUUGUUGUUUAAUUUUUAUUUGUAUUAUUGUUGUUUAAUUGUUAUUUUUAUUAUUGUUGUUAAAUUUGUAUUUGUAUUAUUGUUGUUUAAUUGUUAUUUGUAUUAUUGUUGUUUCAUUUAGAUUUGUAUUAUUGUUGUUUCAUUUUCAUUUGUAUUGUUGUUUCAUUUUUAUGUGUAUUUUUGUUGUUUAAUUUUUAUUUGUAUUAUUAUUGUUUUAUUUGUAUUUGUAUUAUUGUUGUUUAAUUUUUAUUUGUAUUGUUGUUUUAUUCUUAUUGGUAUUGUGGUUGUUUUAUUUGUAUUUGUAUUAUUGUUGUUUUAUUUGUAUUUGUAUUAUUGCCAUCUUUGUUUUUUUGUAUUAUUGUCAUCUUUGUUGUUUAAUUUUUAUUUGUAUUAUUGUUGUUUUAUUUUUAUUUGUAUUAUUGUUGUUUAAUUUGUAUUUGCAUUGUUACUGGUUCAUUUUCAUUUGUAUUUUUGUUGUUUUAUUUGUAUUAUUAUUGUUUUAUUUGUAUUUGUAUUAUUGUUGUUUAAUUUUUAUUUGUAUUAUUGUUGUUUUAUUUUUUUUUAUUAUUGUUUUUUUGUAUUUGUAUUUUUGUUGUUUUAUAUUUUUUUGUAUUUUUGUUGUUUUAUUUGUAUUUGUAUUAUUGUUGUUUAAUUUUUAUUUGUAUUAUUGUUGUUUUAUAUUUUUUUGUAUUAUUGUUUUUUUGUAUUUGUAUUUUUGUUGUUUUAUAUUUUUUUGUAUUAUUGUUUUUUUGUAUUUGUAUUUUUGUUGUUUUAUAUUUUUUUGUAUUAUUGUUUUUUUGUAUUUGUAUUUUUGUUGUUUUAUAUUUUUUUGUAUUUUUGUUGUUUUAUUUGUAUUUUUAUUAUUGCCAUCUUUGUUUUUUUUGUAUUAUUGUCAUCUUUGUUGUUUUAUUUUUAUUUGUAAUAUUGUUGUUUUAUUUUUUAUUAUUGUUGUUUAAUUUUUAUUUGUUUUAUUGUCAUCUUUGACUUUGUCAUUGUUGUUUUUAUUUUUUUUAUCUUCUUAUAUUUUGGAUUUGUAUUAGCUUUUUGGCUUUUUAUUUUGAUUUAAUUUUUUUCUUUUAUUUUGAAUUUUUAUUAGCUUUUUAUUCUUUUACUUUUUAUUGUUCAAUUUUUUUACUUGGAUUUUUAUUUAUUGUCUUUUAUUGUGGAUUUUGGCUUUGUAUUUUUUUGUCUUAUUUCUUUUGGAAUGUUAUUUGUCUUUUUGGGGGGAUUUCUUUCUUUUUAAUUGUCUUUUUAUUAUUAUUUGGUUGGCUUUUUGUUUUUAUUCGUCUUUUUUUGGCCUUUUUAUUGUGUUUUUUAUCUUUCUUUAUUUGAAUUUCGACUCUUUAUUUGAGCUUUUUAUUUGGCUUUUAUAUUGAGAUUUGUAUUUUGGAUUGUGCCUGUGAAGUGUGACGAUGACGUCAUGAAUGGAACAUGUUAAUAAAGAGUGUUAAUGUCAUAAGCAUAUAAGACAACAACAAUGUCAAUAUUCAUACAUGACUGUAAUAUUCACAAGAAAACAUGAAGUAUUUAAAUGUGACCAGCAGAGGGCAGCAUGACGUCCUCUUCCUCCCUGCUG
This is a messenger RNA of Entelurus aequoreus (snake pipefish), 2567 nucleotides long. Its product is annotated as CBY1-interacting BAR domain-containing protein 1-like. The coding region runs from base 7 to 849 and encodes 280 amino acids. The transcript has 9 exons. Gene Ontology annotation, biological process: cilium assembly. Lineage: Eukaryota; Metazoa; Chordata; Actinopteri; Syngnathiformes; Syngnathidae. The record is from RefSeq and is a predicted model, not a curated record. Gene Ontology annotation, cellular component: ciliary transition zone; ciliary basal body.